AUGACUUCGACAGCAUUGAAACAAGCGGAUGGCAGUAAGAGCGUGCAGUGGUCCACUCCUAUACAAUUCGUCCACACCCGAAAACUGAGACCCUACGCUGUUCAACCCUGUCCCCCUGUUCCCGAAGAUGUUGAUCCAAAUCAACGUUACCCCGAUCGUGGCGAGCCCUCGGCGGAACCCUCCAUAUAUACCCUCGAUACAGAUGAUCCUUGGGCAAAAAAAUCCAUACUGAGUCUAGACGGAGGGGGUGUCAGGAAUUUUUCCUCGCUGUUGAUACUGCGAGAGCUCAUGAGAGCAAUAGGGAAACAUGAGCGCCGGAUGAACCCAGUUGCAAAAUCGAGCGCAUACUCUCCCCUCGUGAAUUGCUUGCCGAACGAAGGAGGCACCCCACAGGCGGACGGUUCUAGAUCACUCUUUGGGUACCUUCCGUGUCACUACUUUGAUUAUGUGUCAGGGACGAGUACCGGCGGACUGAUUGCGAUACUGCUGGGAAGACUGCGGAUGAGUGUGGACGAGGCGAUCGAAGAAUAUAAAAAGCUUUCCGCCAAAGUAUUCGAGAAACCGUCUUCGCCGUGGAAAAGAUUCUUGACGAACUAUGACAGUACCGCGAGGAGGGACAAUCUAAAGGAUCAAUUCGACUCAUUGCCUCCUACGAGGCUGCCGAGCCCUCAGGAGCAAGCCAAUCAAUUCAAGUCAGACCGCGCCAGGUGCAGAACCAUAGUGUGUUCGAUGAAAAGCAACGAAGACAAGAGUUUCCAGACCCCUUUUCUUUUCCGCUCAUAUGAUCGUAAGACUUCGUAUACCUCGCGUGCGCCAUUCGAGAGAAAUCCAGGUGACCCAAACACUUUUGCCAUCUGGCAGGUCGCCCGAGCAACUUCAGCCGCUCCAUCCUACUUCAAGUCUAUACAUAUGUUUGAGGCACGGUAUUACGAUGCCGCGACAAGCUUGAAUAAUCCGAGUUGGGAGGUUGUGAGGGAAGUCAGCUUGCUCGCAGAAGAGUCUCACGAUGCCAUCGAUCUCCUGUUGAGUAUUGGCGGUGGCAACGCCAAAGGCAACAACCCCAGGCUUAGGUUUGGUACGGAUUCGUUGCUACAAGAGCUGACCGACAUAUCUGACGUAGUACAUGAUAAGGUGAUGUUCGAAAGUAAGACUCAGGGAUUUGAUUACUUUCGAUUUGAUGUGAAGGAAGGACUCCAAGCUGUCCGCAUGGAUGAGUGGAGGCCGAAACCGGGCGGCGAAAUCACGCUCCAAAAGAUCGAAAUGGCAACCAAGAGUUACCUGAAACAGGAGGGCGUCGAAGCUUUGAUCCAACGGUGUGCAGCGUAUUUGGUCGAUCAACGGGCGCAAAGAGCACAGACAAUGCGAUGGGAGCGCUUUGCAACAGGAACUCGGUACAGAUGCCCACUGGCUGAUGACUGCCCGAUGCCAAAGGCUAAGUUCGACACCCGCAAUGAUCUGAUGGACCAUCUGCGAACAAAGCACAACCAGGCUCCUCCAGACGCUGACCAUUACCAACAUAUCCAGAAGCUGCUUGAUCGAGGGAGGACUAAUAGCGAAUAG
Messenger RNA from Letharia lupina, 1560 nucleotides. RefSeq lists its product as uncharacterized. Gene Ontology annotation, biological process: arachidonate metabolic process. The coding region runs from base 1 to 1560 and encodes 519 amino acids. The record is from RefSeq and is a predicted model, not a curated record. Gene Ontology annotation, cellular component: membrane. Lineage: Eukaryota; Fungi; Ascomycota; Lecanoromycetes; Lecanorales; Parmeliaceae. The transcript has a single exon.